Calidris pugnax (ruff) is the source of this 2155-nucleotide messenger RNA. RefSeq lists its product as uncharacterized. NCBI's taxonomy places the organism in Eukaryota, Metazoa, Chordata, Aves, Charadriiformes, Scolopacidae. The record is from RefSeq and is a predicted model, not a curated record. The transcript has 2 exons. Bases 1039 to 1980 code for a protein of 313 amino acids.
CUGGGCUUAAAAAGCACUGAGGUGGUGGAAGCACAACCCCUCAUACAAAUGAGAGGGGAGCAGGAAGGAGCAGACAGAGGAGCGCAGAUCACUAGUACUUACACUCUGAAAGAGUUAAGGGAAUUUUUUCAGAUCUAUCAGCAAAAGAGUGGGGGUGGCGUACUGUCACGGAUUUUGCAAGCAUGGGAUAGUGGAGCUGCUUCUAUCCACUUAUCACUGAGUGAAAAAGUUUUUCUAAGCCCUAGAGCCAAUGAUGAUCAGGUAGACCAAGGAUGUGCUCAGCUGCAAAAUGUCAGAAGUCCUGACAGGUGAGACACUGUUGCUGCGAUGUCGUAUCAGUGGUUGUGUGCAGCAGUUUUAGCAGCAGAUACAGAACCUGUUGAAUUUUUGUUGUCCCUUGGAAACUGGUUUAUAAUGGAGGAAGGUAUUAAUUUGGUGCAGCAGAUGAGGAUGGCUCAUGUGUCAGUUACAGGAUCCAAUCCGGACAGUGUAGCAGUGACAAAAAGUAUCAAAAUGCAGUUUUUGAGAGGAGCGCCUGCCUCACUAACCCCGGGAUUAUACCAGCAGUGACAAAUGCUGUGGGUAAUGUAGGCACCCCAGCAAACACCUUGAGGGGAACCGGGGCUAUGAUUUCGGGACCCUCUGUGCAGGUGGUGAACAAAGGAGAGGCAGCAAAAUGGAAAGGAGUUACAGCACAGGUGACAAGGAAACAAAUGUGGAAUGAUUUUGUACAAGCCGGUAUCCCCAAAACAGGGAUAGAUGGGAUCACAACAUCAGAAAUGUUUCCCUGGUGGCAAAAGUUAGCGUUUACACAAAAAAGCCGACCACCCCCAGCCUCACCACCAACUCCUCACCCUCCCCUCCACCCUGCCUGACACCUCAGUGCAAGAUGUUGCCCGGCCACAAAAGCAAUAUACUUUACAAGUAUUGCCUCAGGGAUGCAAACUCAAUCCCUCCAUUUGCCACCUAAGGACAGCAGCUGAUUUAGCAGCGUGGUCCGGUUCACUUACUGUUUACCAUUAUAGUGAUGACCAAUUGAUGAUGGUGGAAUUGCAACAAGAAAGUGAAGCAGCUGCUGAAUUACUAAAAGUUCAUUUGCAGGACCAAGAUUGGGGAAAUAAUUCAAAGAAAAUACAGGGCCCUGGUGCUACUCUACAAUUUUUGGGAAUAGUUUGGCAUGGACAAAUCAGAAAAAUACCAAAUCAGGUACAGCAAGCAAAGCAGCCAUUUCCUGUACCAAUCACAGUAAAACAGUUACAGACCUUUGGAGGACUUUUAGGGGACUGGAGAACUUUUACACCACAUUUGGUCAUAUUAAUAUGCCUUUGGCAGAAAUUAACUAGGAAGAAAGUUGUCUGGCAGGGGACCAAGCAACAACAAGAAGCUUUUGAUGCCUGCAAAGAUGCUUUGAUUGAGCAUGCACAAUUACACACUCCUAAGCAAAGAUAUUCAUUUGAAUUAGUAACAAUUUCAGAUGAUACAGUCUCAGGAUUGUGGCAGAUGACAGGGAUGAAAAAUCAGAAAGAACCUAUAGGGUUUUGGUCCAAGGCAUUACAAGGUUCUGCUAUACAUCAUAACCCAACUUCUCCUCUUGUUUUACAUCCUUUGUUAAUAUCAAAUUCUCAAGUUUUUGUAUUUCAGGUGUCUUUGGUGAAUACCUGUGCCUCAUCUAGAGGAGAUAGCAUUGGAAUGCUGUUAUUGGUGUUGCAAACCCAACAUCUAAUUGAAGUUCACUCUGAAAAGGCACAAGCCAUAGCUCUACAAUCCGUGUGGGCAAUUACCCCACAUCAGGUUAUCAAACCCAAAGUCACAGUAGCUGAAGGAGCUGAAGCAGCACACACCAGAAACGUUGCUUCAACUUUGAAAACACGUUGCUUCAAUGGAACUGAUGGAACAGCCAGCCCAGAGCACAACAUUCAACAUUCUCCAGGACUGAAUGUAUCAAAUGGAACAACCUUCUGGUGGUGCCCAGCUGGUUGAGGGCACCUAGAUAGGAGGAACAGAACACCUGAUUCAGAGCAUUACUGUAAAGAUGCGUCUAUUCUUUUUUCUAUAUAUGUUUAUUGCAUGCCUCUGUGAGCUAGUUUGUAUUGUAACCUGCAAGCCUAAAUGAAUGUCUCCAGUUUUGUAAACCCCAGCAAAAGUCGUCUCUUGA